Molecule: messenger RNA, 8537 nt
Organism: Chara braunii
Lineage: Eukaryota; Viridiplantae; Streptophyta; Charophyceae; Charales; Characeae
Source: the annotation of a GenBank genome assembly
UAGCGCGGUCGUCUCCUCAUCUAGCCUGUGUAGUUACAUAGUCGUCUUCGCGAGUUUCCGUUUCCCUGUUCUUUGGGAGUCGUCGUGUAUCUCGAGAGCGAGGCAAGAUGUUCAAGGCUCUGACGAGAAGGUCGGGAAAGAAGCGGGAGAAAUGGGAGUUCAAGUUCCGCUUCCAGGCAACACGUGUCCCUCACGCCGGUUUCGACCGACUUUUCGUUGCCGUCAUCCCUGUGGACGUCGGCCGUAGCAUCAGUGCGACUCGGAAAUCCCCUGUCAAGCACGGCGUUUGCGCUUGGGAUGACGUCAUCACUGAGAAGGUUAAGUUCUAUCGCGACCGGAAGACUUCUCUUUUGGACAAAAAGGAGUUCAAAUUUCUUGUUGCCGCCGGCUCCAGCAACCGCGGCGCUGUCCUCGGCGAGGCCAUUCUCAACCUCGCGGAGUGCACCACCAAUAAUCUGGUUGAUAGCAGAGCUCUCCCGCUGCUUAAUUGCCGAUCGGGGACCGUUUUGCACGUGAAAAUUCAAUGCCAUCCUCUUAAACUUGUCGGCCACGGUACGACGAACCCCGAGAAGUCUCUUGAAAGUGACGAAGAGGAUGAGACGCGAUUGGAGGCGGGGGAACUCAGAGGAGGAGGAGGAAGAGAGCAAAGGGGGGGCGGAGCGGGAGGGCGGGAACGAAUCGGUGAUGAUGGGUAUAAGAGUGCCCCGGAGAAUCAGCUUCAUGUGCGCCGCGCCGGGAGCCCUCAGUCUAAUCGACCUUACUACAGCGGAGGCUUGUUAGCAUAUCAACAGCCAACUCCCGACAGUCGCAGCGGUCAGCUUCCCCCCCCGGCGGAUGAUUUCAGGUGCAGUCCUAGACUCCCGACCGGGGUAGAACUACAGUGUAUACCCGAUUUCACCAUACUUAGGCAUUCGAAGAAGGUAGGAGCAGGAGUGAGGAGGAUUACCCAUAGCCUUGCAGGUUUAGGGAGUGAAAGUUUUGGAUUACGCGAUCAGAGUAAAGGAGGCGACGAUGGCGGCGGCGGGGGGAGCAUUGAAGAGGAAGCCGGGAGUUGUAAUGGUGGCAGCAUGCGGGAAGAAGGCACGGGGCAUUGGUGGAAUGGUUCUUCUGGAAGAAGAUCCGACAACGGGCGAAGCGACGGCAGGGGAGAUCAUCAAGCUGCAGAGCUCAGGGGUUGGGGACUCCUCAACUCGCCAAUCCUUUCUAGAUUGGGAUUGCAAAGGGAGAAUGAAGCCUCGGAGGAGGUGGUUUCUCCACGCUCCUCCUCCUCCCCUCCUCUACCUCCAUCGCUAAAUCCCGAGCAACAAAAGCGACAGCCAGCCUUGCUUGAGCGGGAAGGAGGAAGAAGCUCUUCCGGUCGGGAUGGGGAUGGCAGCGAUCCCAGCGGUUCGAGAAACAGUUCGGAAAUGCGCCUGGGGGCGGCGCUUGCUGUGCGCGCCACGCGGCAGAACGAGCUUGAAUCGCUGAACGCCCGUGUAGGGUUGCUCGGGCACGAAUUGUCUGAAGCGCUGGUGCAACGAGACCAUCAGGCUGCGCAAAUUUCCCGCCUAACUGCUGAGCGGGACCAAUUGCGCCGAAGGUUGGGGGCAGCCGACGGCACCGUUGAUCGUCCUCCUGCGCAUGAUGCUGGCAAUGGCAUUGGCAAUGGCGAUGGCGAUGGCCAUGGCGGUAGGAAUAGCCUGCAGGGUGAGAAUCAGCAGCAUCUAUUUAAUCGCGGGCUUGGGGGAGACGAUGAGGAUGGACAGGAACAUCCUCUGGAGGUCGAGAACCAGCAAUUAUCUCAGCAGGUAAUAUCGCAGGCACUGGAAAUCACGGAGCUGAAGAACACAUGUCACAAGCUGAACGAGGACGUUCAGAAUGCGGAGGAGGUCGUUAAUCAGCUGAAAGCCGAACUGGAGACGUGUAAAUCGGCUGGAAGGGUCCUCGAAGAAGAAGUGCAGGCGGCGAGGGAGCAUCAGAGUGCGGCACGUGGGGUGCGAGACUUGGUAGGGGAGUUGGAGAAGAGACUGGCGGAGAGCACAGAGGAAAACCGCAGGCUUGCGCAAAGGUUGCUUCUAGAAGGAGCGCAGCUUCAGCUUAUGCGGGGGCGAGAUGGCCACCACUAUGACGCUGCAGCUGGCAGCGGGGUGGGAGGGGGAGGGGGAGGGGAUCAGAGUCUUGCGGGGAAGUUUGGCGUCGGGUGGGGGGAGAUAAACGAGAGAGAAAGAGAGAAAGAGGUGCAGCAGCUGCGCGCCAAGCUUGCUGAGCUGGAAAAGGAGCUGGAUGAGAUGUCCAAGGAGAGCAUGGAGUUUGCUGUGCAGCGCAACCAAGCCAGGAAGGAUGUGUUGCAGAGAGACUCAUUGAUCAAGGUGUUGCGGGCAAGCUUGCGCGCUUGUCAAUUUAAACUGCGGGGGGAGGAGUCGAGCUUGCACGAGUGUGAUCCGGAGCCUCCUUUGCAGGGUAUCGGACCGAAGGGGGAGGGGGAGGAGGAGGAGGAGGAGGAAAAGGUUGCCAACGUGAAGCCGCGGAGGGAUUCCCCCCCUCCCCCUCCCUCUGCAGAAGAGCAACGGCAGAGGAAGAAGGAGGUGGAGGAGCUGAAGGUUCGGGUUCAGGAGCUGGAGCAGCAAGUCCAGAUCUCCACGAGGGUGAUCAAGGAGACCAAGGCAAGUGCGGAAACGCUUGCGGAACUCGUGCGCGAGCUGGAGGGUAAGCUUCGGGAGGCGGAGGAGGGUGAGGACUUCGCAGAGCAGAAAGCCAGCGAGUUGCAGUCGGAGUUGAACCGAACUUCCGAUUUACUCAAAGACAGUGCUUUGGAAGUCGAAGAUCUUAAGGCUCAGAUUGACCAAUUGAUGGCAGAUCGGGAUCGCAACAGGGCUGCGGUGUUCCACUUGGGAGGGUCCGCAGACUCAGAGGACGAUGUGCAGCAGGAGCAGCAGCAGCAGCAGCAGCAGCAGGGCCUUGAGGGAGAGGCGCUGUCUGACUUGGACGCCUUGACAUACACCGAUGAGGACCAUCCGCGCGGGCCAUCCUUGGGAGGGGAGGCAGGAGAGUGGACACAGUCGGCAAGAAACAACGUACAGGGCCAUCGGGCAGGAGGAGGGGUCGUGUCUCAGGCUGGGCUCGAUCCCUUGACCGCCCCCCUUCUGUUACAAAUCAGGCAACUCGAAGAGCAAGUGGCUGUUGGGGCGAGGAUGGUCAAAGUGACAAAGGAGAGUGCAGACAAGCUCGCCGGACUGGUAGCUGAGCUGGAGGAGAAGCUGAAGGAGGCGGAGGAGUGUGAAGAUGAGGCGGAACUGAGGGCAGAAGAGCUGCAGGCAGAGCUCGACAGAAUGCGCGACAAUCUCCAAGAAACAGCUUUGGAAGUCGAAGACUUGAAGGGUCAGGUGGAGGAACUCUUGGCAGAGAGGGAGGUCCUGAGGAAGAAGGUGGUGGGAAUUGAUGUCACGGGGACGAAAGGCCACGUGGCGGACGAAGAUGGAAGCUUGUCACGACGGGAAGUUGUUGAUGAUGAGCUGAUGUCUCCUCAGUUCCUCAGACCUUCCGAUGGGUGUGAAGAAGGAACUAAGCAGAGAAUUGCCCAGGUCUCGGAGGGCCAUGCUGAUGAGCUUAUGACGGACAGGGAAUUGACGAAGAAGCAAUCUGCUGUGUCAGCUGCCGACGUCACAGCUGUUGAGACAGCCCAGGCGGAAGAGAGCUGGGACUCGCUGGAAGGCAAGGUGUGUGAGCUGCAGGCUGAAGUCAGCAGAUUGACCAAGGAGUUAGGAAACGAGCGGCUUGCGAAGCGGAUGUUGGAGGCAAGGGCGGAAGAUGCUGACGACGCACGGCGAAGGGUGCAGCAACUGACCGCGGAGCGGGGCGUUUUGAAGAAGAGAAUUGUGGAAUUGGAGGCGAAGAUUGAAGAUCUGGGUAGUGAACUGGAUCAGACGGCAAUGGCAUUAGGAGAGGAGAGAAGAGCGAAUACAGCUAUGGUGCAGAGGUUGAGAGAAGUGGCGGAAAAGGCAGGUCGCAGAGUGAAGGAACUGCUUGCGGAGAACGAGUUGCUGAGAGAGAGCUUGGCCGCAGAGAAAGCGGCUGCUAAGAAGGCUGCAAGGGACCAACAGGAUUGCAGUGGACAGCAGAAGCUCGUUGCUCAGGGUAUUGCAGGGGAGGGGAGGGGGGUGGUGGUCCUGGAAAAUCUCCCUUCAUCAGCAGGGUUGCUACCUGUGCAAGCAGCAGACGAGGCUGCGAACACAUCACAACAGAGAGCAGAUCCGACCUUCCAUGUAUCUCCUGUGACUCCUCCGUACGCGAUUUCUGUAUCAGCAGGUGCCUCUGUGAAGAUACUCAGCAGUGGUGGUACGGUUGGGCGAUGCACGGAGGAGGAGGCGGCCCUGAGAGAAAGGCAGAGUGAAGCAGAGAGGUCUGCUCUUGCGGAAGGUUUGCGACAAGCAGAGUCAAACUUGGCCUUGGUGAAUGCGAAGGUCGACGAGCUCCUUGCCGAAAAAGCCAAGCUGGAGAGGACCCUCGCCCUGUCGGAGGAGGAGACGACUGAAAAGGAACAGGCUCUGGCAGAUGCCUCUUGGGUAGCAGAGAGAGAGAGCGAAAGGGCGGAGACUCUGCAGAUGGCUGUUCGUGCCGCGCAGGAGAAAGCUGAUGUUGAUGCUAGAGCACUCGCGGAACAGUUUCAGAAGCUGCAAAGCGCGAGCGAUGAGAAACAGCGCCUGGAGAUGAGAAUGCGCGAGCAAGAGGUGGAAGCGAAUGAGAAGAUUCACAUUCUUGAAACGAGGCUUGCGGAGGAGCUUCAGGCCCUUACUGAAUGCAGGAAUCAGGCUCUGGCAAAGGAGAAGGAGCUGACAGAGGCUUCCGCGAAGGCGACGGGUGAGGUUGAGAUGCUGACACAGCAGACGAAUGAGCUGCAGCUGGAGAUCAACAAGUUGACGGAAGCGAAGGCUGAGAGGGAGGCGCAGAUACAAGUGCUUGAGCACCAGGCACGGCGGCUUGAGCAAGAGAUAUCUCUGACUGGGAAGAACAGAACGCUUGCCCUCCGGAAGGCAGAUGAGUUGGCCGAGAAGCUUGGUGAGAUGGAGAAAGAAGUGGAUGAAGUGCGGAAGAGGGCGGAGAGCGACAACCAGGACAUGCAAACCACGAUUGACUCACUGCAAUCGGAGCUGGCAGAUGCACGGGCUCGAGACAAUGAGCUGAGGUUGCAGAAUGCCGAACUGAGUGGGACAAUAUCUCGACUCGAAGAACAGCUGGCCAGCUCCCAGGAAGACCUUGACUGUUCCAGAAAGAACGUUGGGUGUUUGCAGGAAGAGCUAUCUGGCGCGAAGGAGAGGUUGCGAUCUGAAGAGGAAGCGGCGCGGAUGAGGAUGGAUCAGUUGUUGUCAGAUAUCGGGAGUUUGGAAAGUGUCAGAGAUUCGCAAGGGGCUUCCUUGAGAGAAGCUGAGGUGGCGAUUCGGGAGAAGGAUGUUUCCAUUGAGAACCUGGAAGGUGAAUUGCAAAGAUUGAUAGAGCAGCUGGCAGCAGGUCAGAUUGAAAGAGAGGCGGUCGCAGGGAAAGCGUUCCGGGAGUCCUCUGCUCUGCAGGCGGAGAUGGCAGCAUUAGAGAACAAGCUGAAGCAGGUUGAAGGCGAGCUGGCGGAGGAGAAGGCUCAGAGGGACAAGGACGUGAGUCUGUUAAUGCAACGCAUCAAAGGGUUGGAGAAAGAGCUGGGACAGGUCAGUGAUGACAGAUCGCACGCAGAGUUGAGGGUGCAAGAGCUUGGACAGCAGCUGGCCUCUGAAAAGGAGGAUCUGGAAGAGAAGAUUCUGACUAUCGAAAGACUGGAAGGCCAAGUGCGGAGAUUGGUGGACCAGCUCGCUGCUGCACACAUCGAAAGAGAGGCAUUCACAUCGAAAUUGCUCAGGGAGUCGUUGGCGCUGCAGUCGGAGAAGGCGUCGCUGGAGAACAGGCUGGGGCAGGUUGAAGAGGAGCUGGAGGAGGAGAAGUCUCGGAGAGACAAGGAUGUGAGCGAGUUAGAGCAGCGCAUCGAAGGUCUGCAGAGAGAGACUCGGCGAAUCGAGGGCGCGAGGUUGCAAGCAGAGUCGAGUGUGCAGGAACUUGGAAGGCAGCUGGCCUGUGAAAAGGAGAACCUGGAAGAGAAGUCUCUGACUAUCGGAAGGCUUGAAGGCGAAAUUCAGAGAUUGGUGGAGCAGCUCGCUGCUGCGCAGAUUGAAAGGGAGGCCUUGACAUCCAAAUCGCUCAGGGAGUCGUUGGCACUUCAAUUGGAGAAGGCAUCACUGGAGGGUAGACUCAAGGGAGUUGAAGAGGAUCUAGCUCGUGUGAGAGCACAGAGAGACGAGGAGGUAAAUGAGUUAACCCUGAGAGUUGAAGCUCUGAAGAAGGAAGUGUCUCAGACCGGAGAGCUCAGAGUAGGUGCCGAGUUGAGGGUGCGCGAACUCGAACAACAGUUAGACUUGGAAAGGGGCGAAUUUCAGGAUACGAAAGAGUUGCUGGCGACGGCGGAGCAGCAGAGGGAUGAGCUGUCUGAGAAAUUAGCCGAUAUGCUGAACAGGAACAGUGCAUUGACACUUGUGAAGGACAUGGUUGAGAAAGAGAGGAAGGACCUGGACGAAAAGCUGGCGGCGCUGACGAAGACAGUGGAUGCCGAGCGCGAGGAGAAAAGCACCCUCUCGAGCCGGCUGAGACUGUGCGAGGAAGCCGUUGCGGAAAGAGAACGAGUGCAAGCGGAAAUGCAACAGGAGAUGAACAAGCUUCUGGCUGAGAAGUUGCGGUUGAAAGAGGAGGUGGAGGUGGUGGAGGAGUUGCAAGGAAGGGUAGAAGAGCAACAACGGCGGAUUAAGGCGCUGACAGAAUCGAACGGCCUCAUGUCCGAUCAGGUGGGCAAGUUGCGAAGUGCUCUCAAUGAUGCCCUUUCCCCGACAGGAGGACAUGUGGAGCUCAGGAGGAAAGUCUCUGCGCUAGAGGAUGAACUGCAAAAAAAGAUAGAAGCGAUGGCCUUGCUAGAGGACCGAUUGCAGAAUGGAGUUGGGGCACCACCAUCAGCGACGUCCGGCAAAAAGAGUCCAAUCUCUGGGUGGAGCGCGGAGACUACUAGUCUGAUAGCAGGGCUCAAUCUAAGGAUCAAACGGCUCGAGUCGGAGCUCGCUGUGAAGUUGGCAUUGAUGAAACUGGCUGAAGCCGAUAUGAGGGAAAGGGAAGACAGUCUCCUCAAGGAAAUUGAGAGAUUGCAGGCACUGAAUGAACAGUUAGUUUCGGGCAAGUUCCCUCUAGGGGCAGAUGAUAUCCACCGGGAAAUUCUCCGGCUACGGAACGAGGUCUCAGAGUGUGAACAGAAGGAGAAGGAGUUUCAUCUGUGCAAGAAUGCGCGGGGGGCACUGGAGAAAGAAGUGCAAAGAUUACAAGAGACCAACAAGACUAUGACAAUGAUGGCUGAGGAAGAGCUGAAGGAUCUGCGGGACCGGUACAUGAACCUGAGCGUCCGCGUCGUCGAACUGGACAUGGAACGCGAGGAACUCGUGCAAACUGUUCGGCAACUGAAGCGGAAAAACUGCAAUGACGACAGCAGCGGCAGCGACAGUAUGCUGUGGCCUUGUAAUGGGAUUGCCUUCACACUUCCGGCUCCUUGUGCUGUUGAUUUUUCUUUUGGACUCUGCAUCCUCUCCAGUUCCAAGCUCGUUCUCGUCGCCAUGGCCACCUGUUUUCGCGUCGACGGGGUUCAAAGGUCCGGAAAAUUGAAUAUUUUGUCGGACCUGACUCCAGCAGCCCAACCAAUGUCGGUGACGGAUAACGUUACGCGGGUGCAAUUGCCAUCCCCAUUGUCGAAACGUUAUGUGACUGGAAGGCGCUGGAGUGUGGGGGGUGUGGACGCCAGAUUCGCAGUCGACGUCGAUGAGCGGACGGGUCGGCAGGUGUGGGCAGAACAUCGGCAGCAGCUUCGUGGUGAUCGUGAAGACGCGAUAACGAGAGGGGUUCGGCAGCUGCAUGUCGGCAAAAGCGACGCAGAUAAAGAGGCGGCGGUGAAAGUAGACGACUUCGAAGACGUCGAUGAGGAAGACGAAGACGACGAAGAGGCCGCUGUGGACAUUUGGCAUGUGGGCAAGACGUCCAUGGGUGGUCGGGGAAGAAGCAAGAAAGCGUCUGCCUCGCAUGUACGACGGACGAAGAAGACUGCAUCUGGCGGGAGCGAUGGUGAAGGCGACCUGGACGUGGACGGUGGGAGGAGCUUCUGGUCGGUGGAGCACAUGGUCGCUCUCGUGAGAGCGAAACGGGAUCAUGAUGCGCAUCUGGAGGGUAUGGGGCACGCAUUUGCCCGCAUGAAGCCAAGGGAAUGGAAAAGGCAGGAUAUUCAGGAGAGAUUGAAAAAGGUGGGCGUCGGUAGGAGUGCGAGAACUGCGGGAGAAAAUGGGACAACUUGAUGCAGCAAUUCAAGAAGGUGCACAAGUUCAUGCACGAGUCCAGGAAAGCAGACUACUUUUAGCUGACGGGCAAGGAAAGGAGAUCACACAGAUUCAACUUCGUAAUGGAGCGGGCGGUGUAUGAGGAGAUCAAGGGAUUGACAACAAAGAAUCACACCAUCC